AUGGCAAGCUUCCGCUUUGGGCAAGUUCGUCAGGCGGGGAUCACCGGUCUGGAAUCGCGUAAGAAGAACACGUGGCUCGGGCCGAGCCCGCCGAAGCCUCCCAGCUCUCCUCCCCACUCUUGUCUUCCUCCUACUUGUCCAGACUUGUCCCCCAUUCACAGCAAAUCACCGACCGCAAAAGUCCCCGUAGUGGCUUCCGGGCGAUUCUCGGGCGCGAUUAUUGCAAGUCUUCAAAGAGUCUCGGGUAUCCUUCCGGUAGAGAGACGAAAGAACAUCGGCGCCGAAGCCCCGCGCGCUACACAUCCGCAAUCUAAUUGGCUCAGCUCACCUUCGGCAUCCUCGGCACGAGCUCCACCUACCGACCCAGCAUGCAGGGCUCAAAGUCCGGCGCCCACAAUGCUGCAUCAGCUGACUUGUUGCUAA
Dioszegia hungarica is the source of this 423-nucleotide messenger RNA. RefSeq lists its product as uncharacterized. NCBI's taxonomy places the organism in Eukaryota, Fungi, Basidiomycota, Tremellomycetes, Tremellales, Bulleribasidiaceae. The transcript has a single exon. The record is from RefSeq and is a predicted model, not a curated record. The coding region runs from base 1 to 423 and encodes 140 amino acids.